Messenger RNA from Pseudocercospora fijiensis CIRAD86, 936 nucleotides. RefSeq lists its product as uncharacterized. The transcript is spliced from 3 exons. Gene Ontology annotation, cellular component: cytoplasm. Gene Ontology annotation, molecular function: purine-nucleoside phosphorylase activity. Bases 1 to 936 code for a protein of 311 amino acids. Gene Ontology annotation, biological process: nucleoside metabolic process. NCBI's taxonomy places the organism in Eukaryota, Fungi, Ascomycota, Dothideomycetes, Mycosphaerellales, Mycosphaerellaceae. The record is from RefSeq and is a predicted model, not a curated record.
AUGGCGGCCUCAAUCUUUGAGCGUGCUACAGAGACAGUAGAUUUCGUACGAGCGAAGUUGCCAGAGCAUCUGAAGAGACCACGAGUUGCGAUCGUAUGCGGUUCUGGUCUCGGAGGCUUGGCACAGACUGUCAAUGAAGGGACUGAGACUUGGGACUAUAAAGAUGUGCCUAACUUUCCUCUGAGCACAGUACCUGGACAUGAAGGUAAACUCAUAUUCGGCACCAUGGGUCAGCAGCAAGUACCAGUAGUCUUGCUUGUGGGUCGAGCACACUUCUAUGAAGGCCAUUCAAUGGAGGAUGCCACCUUCGCUACCCGUGUCUGCAAGAUUCUGGGCGUGGAGACCAUCAUUCUGACCAACGCUGCUGGAGCAUUAAAUCCGGGAUAUAAUGUCGGCGAUCUCGUGUGCCUCAAUGACCACCUCAACUUAGCAGGACUCGCUGGGUUCCAUCCUUUGCGUGGACCCAAUCUUGAAGAGUUCGGUACAAGGUUUCCACCUCUCAGUGAUGCCUACGAUAUCCAUCUUCGUCAACUAGCGCAUCGAAGCUGGAAAGAGCUUCGGCAGCAAAAGCCAAGCAAUCGAAGACUGCAUGAGGGCGUGUAUGCGUUCGUGGCUGGACCGACUUAUGAGACCAGAGCCGAAUGUCGCAUGCUUCGAAACCUGGGCGCUGAUCUCGUGGGCAUGUCUACAGUGCCGGAGAUCGUGACUGCUCGACAUUCUGGAAUGCGAGUACUGGCUUUCAGCUUGGUCACCAAUAAAUCCGUCUUGGAGCCAACGGUACGAGCAGAUGACCCGGAGCUACAAGGCUUGACCCGCGAGGAGCUUGAUCAGUAUUUGCAGAAGGGCAUGGCUAAUCACGCAGAAGUGCUGGAAGAGGGCAGACUGGCAGCGUUGGAGAUGCAGAGUCUGGUGUUGCGCAUUGUAUCGGAGCUGUGA